AUGUCUUCCGGUUCGCUCAAAGACCUCCUACGCGCCAUUACAACCGCCGUCACAACUACACCUUCUCCGUAUCCUUUACCCGAUGACCUCAGUACGACGAUACAAGCCUUCCUUGACCGACAUGUUGACGACGAUGAAAAUGACCAGCAACGUCUUAGUGAUGAGUUGCUCUCCAUUCACUCGGCGAAGGUCCAGGGCCACAAGGACCGUCAGCUCACCUUUGUUGGAAUCCUCGGAGAGCUGAAACCUGCUUUACGAGGUCGCGAUAGGAUGAUGGUUUGGUGGGAGUGCUUGCUGGAGCCGACAAUGAAAAACCUGGAGAGCACUAAGACUGCUGUCACAGAUGCUAGACAAUUGGUUCUCAAAAUGCUGAUCUACGAUGAGGAUGAGGAUAUUCACGGUGACCUUAAGGAGGUCUCGGAUAUAUUCACCGGCCUACUUUUCCAGAAGUACAUCGAGACGGUCAAUCUUCAUUCCGAGCGAGAUGAGAAUUCACCGAACGGAGAUCAGAAUAGAUUGAUGGGUUCUAAUGUCGAGGAUAUUCUACUUUCCUUCGGGAAACGAAGAGCAAAGGCUUUUUUGAAGGCUGCUGAUGGCUAUAUCGUCAACAAAGAAACACGACUUCAGAUUCUGGGAUUGCUUUCGAGUUUCGUCAAGAUGCAAGGACCGCAUCUUUAUCAGAUUCUUGAAACUCCAGCUCUCGACCAUCUCCUUCUCUGCCUUCAGAUUGAUACGUCUACGACCGCUAUUUCGUUGGCUUUGUCGACUCUCAUCAUGUUCAUGCCGCACAUUCCAAACGCCCUUGCUCCAUUCCUCCCCCGACUUUUUGCCAUCUACGCCCGUUUGCUGUGCUGGGACCAUUAUGGUAUUCUCCCCGAGAAGAACGAUGACGAUGAUUUCAUGGAUGAUAGCCGAUCCACCAUUUCAUUUGGCGAGAACGAGUGGCAGAAAUUAGAAACAUCCUUCCCUACAGCAACUUCGACACCUCCUGAUGUCAGUGAGUUUUUCACAUUCUUAUAUGGGAUGUACCCGAUGAAUUUCAUGUCGUUCAUUAAGGAACCGUACAAGACAUUCGAUCGGGAACGCAUCAAAGGAUUCGAGGACGUAGAGUUCGACGAUCAUUUAAUCCGUCAGAGAAGCGAACCGCACCGCCAGAGACACCUUUUACACGGGAACUUCUUCACCCUUACUGAGGAGAAGGAGCUUACGGACAAAGCUAGAUGGAUGAAAUCCGAGCCUUCGGAUGUCGUUGCGCAAUGUAUCGGGCUUACUAUCCCCAACGCAUAUACCUACGAGGAGCCCUCUAGCAACUCAGAUAUUCCAGGAGCGCUUGUCCCAACUGAGGAUAUUCCUGUUGAAAGCUUGCUCGGUGAUGGGUCUCAGCGCGAUACUUCCGAGGAUGAAGGCAUCGGCAUGGAUAGUCAUCGAUUAAGGGUCACAGCCAAUGGAAUCAGACGUUCUUCCCGAGGUAGUACUCCUGGAGUUAAACCAGUUGAUCCGCAGAGCCUUGACAGCCCCACUUUACCCCCAGCUGGCCCCCUUCCUCCAAUCCCCAACUUUAGUGAAGAUAGAUUGCAGGACAUGAUGCAAUUGCAUGGAACCCUUAACAGUGGCAAAGUUAACGGCUCUGCCACUUCUCUUGCUGGAGCUCUCGCAGCUCACGACCCUUCAUCUCCACGACUAAAUGCUUACGUACAAUCACUAAGUAUCAGCGACAAGAUCCAAUCCCCUGCCUUGAAGCCUGCUGCUACAGAUGCGCAGAGUAAGAUCGCGUACCUUCAGCGAGAAAACAUUUUACUUAAGAAUGAUCUGAACUUCGAGAGGUACCUUAAACAGCAGCAUCUUGCUCACAUCGGCGCGCUUCAGCGCAAGCACAUCAAAGAUGCGUCGAUUGAGGCAGAGACCAAUAAUCUUAUCUUAACAAAUAAGAAUUUGAAGCGUAAGAUUGAGGAAGUGCAAAAGGCAUAUCAAAAACUUAGAGAGGAGGGAAUCAAAACUAAACUCGACUCUCGUAAGUGGGAAGCUGAAUUGAACAGUCGCAUUCAGAAACUUAGAGAGGAAAAGAAGAUUUGGAAAGAGGAAGAAGAGUCGGUGAAGUCUCAAUUAAUAAAUUCCCGAGCUGAGGCUACCCAGCUCAGAAAGCUUGUUGUUGAUACUGAAGCAAAGGAGCUACAAUCACGCCAGAGAAUGCAGGCUGUAGAGCAGAGUUUGCUCGAGCUCAAUCACUUAAGGGUCCAGAACGAACAAUUGAACAAGAAGCUCAAGGAGUUCAAGUUUACCGAAGAGAAGAUUCAGUUAUACAAAGAAGUUGAAAAAGCAGGUCACGCCGAAGUUGAGAAGGUUAAAAUGAGGCUUAAAGCUCGAGAAGCCGAACGUGAAAAGAUGAAGAGGGCGUACGAGGAGAUCAUUGGGGACCUGCAGAGUAAAUUGGCUACCGCGCAGGAUGAGCGGCUUCAAAACCCGUCAGCCCCGAUGCAAGCAAUGAUAGACUCAGCUCUGCACGCGAACGCAUCUCAUCUAUCUGCUAUGAAAAAGGCAUACAACCAAUUGCUCGUCCGCUAUACAGACCUGGAAAUCAAGUAUAUUGAGUUACAGGCUGCUACGGAGUUAGAUAGGCUUCCUUCGACCCGUACUCACCACCAUCAGUCUAAUUAUCAGGAUCAGACACCCAUCCUCCAUAUCGAGACUGACCCGGCAGCUAGCUAUCCUCCUCCUCGUGAGCACCAAGUCGUUGACCGCGAUUUCGGUGGCCAGAAACACAUCACGGAAGUAAAUACCCACAAGUCUGCUCGCACUUAUCAAGACUACCCCUCGCCCCAUGCCGGUCCAUCCUAUGCCGGCCCUUCGCAACCACGUUACGAGGUUCCUACGCACAAUCAAUCAUACCCUUCUCCAAAUCUUGCUCAAUUCCCUAUUCCUCAACAACAUGACCGUCGCCCGUCUCCUGUUCAACAGCGACACCUCCAGACACUUCAAACCCACGGCCCUUACUCUCCAGCGAUGUCAUCACAGGACGACAUGAGUCCGAGUGUUUAUUCACCACCACCUCCGUCGAGCCAGGCAAGACCUUCGCUUGCUCCUUCGUCUUCUGCCAGUCAUGAUGACGCGAUUUCGCUUAGUAAUAGUUUUACGUCGACCGGCUCGGGCAAUGACAAGCGAUCGAAGAUCAAACCUCAGUCGGAGGUCCGUGUUCGUGGACGUGGUGGAGUCCAAAAUAUCGGCAAGAAGGAAAGGGAGAAAGAGGAAAAGGAGAAAAUGAAACAAGAGAAGAAGGAGAAGAAGGAGAAAAAGAACAAGCUCGUUGCUGGUUUCAGAGGCUUUAGCACUUAG
Messenger RNA from Orbilia oligospora ATCC 24927, 3330 nucleotides. RefSeq lists its product as uncharacterized. Gene Ontology annotation, cellular component: TSC1-TSC2 complex. The record is from RefSeq and is a predicted model, not a curated record. NCBI's taxonomy places the organism in Eukaryota, Fungi, Ascomycota, Orbiliomycetes, Orbiliales, Orbiliaceae. Bases 1 to 3330 code for a protein of 1109 amino acids. The transcript has 4 exons. Gene Ontology annotation, biological process: regulation of cell cycle; negative regulation of TOR signaling.